GCUUAAGAAAUGUUGCACUUGUAUGGGUAAUCUGAGUAAAGCCGUUAUCCGCGUUCCUUGAAUCAUCGGUAAUUUUCAAAAGCAAAAAAAACAAAAACGACAAAUAACAAUAAUAUUGGUGAAGGUAUUAAGAUUCCAUGUGGGACUAAAGCAGCAAAAAAUAUACCAGUGAUUGCACGGUUCACAUUCACAUAUAUCAAAGAAAACAAACCAGUGCUAUACGAAAUGGGCAACAAUAGCUCCCUUUGCUCCAGUAAAAAUGCUGUACGCAACUUGGAUGAAGGAGACACCCGAAUAUAUCCGUCAGCAGUUAGUUCUUAUAAUUCUUCUUCCCAUGGCAAUGGUACUCCGAAUCAACGACUGCUAUACAAGACGACGAUUCCAGUCAAUGAGCAGCAACAGAAUCAUCAAACAGCUGAUACAAUAAAUGAAACAUUAACAGCUGACAACAGCAAAACCCUUGCAAGUGACGUAAUUGCUAAUGGGCUUCCCUCCAAACACGAAUGCUCGUCUUGUAGAAAUGCCGUUUCGCAUACCAACACAACAUUAUUAAUGACGAAUGAAAAUCAUACGACUGCAACAAAACAAACGGCAACUACUGCUACAACACCACCACCACCACCAACAACAACAACAACAACAACGACUAUAGAAUACGAAUUGUCGUCGAACGGUAUAGCAAAGCUUUGUAAAGUCAGUACAAGUCAUAUUGCUCCUAAGCAGUCAUCGUUUUCGAAUUUAUAUUCGCACACGCAGCCAAAUUGCACAGUCGGUCAACAAACAUUGUCGAGUGAUGAAGAAAUAUUAGAAAAAACGGAUAAUAAAAGUUACCAAAUACCAUUAUUGUCCUCGAGUAAUCUUAAAGUUUUGUGUGAAAAUUUAAACGCCAUUAAUACGUACAACCGAAGUAUACAUUCCUCCUUUAAAGCGCCUGCACUAAAUUAUCAACAGCGAGCUAAUUACACAAUGGAUUGCAACGGCAUUAAUAUGGAUACCUUGAAGUUGGCUCCGCGCGACCGUUUAGGUCUUUGGGGUACUCACAGCGAUUUGGAUAUACCCGGCAAUAUAUCGGGCUUGGGACGUCUGCGAAACAAGAAAUACAAUAAGGGUUUGGCUUUUACUAUUACGGAGCGUCAAAUUUUGGGUAUACACGGUCUGUUGCCUUAUGUCGUGAAAACGGAUGAAGAACAAGUAAAGCACUGUACGAUUUUAUUGGAUCGCUUGGAAAACGAUUUGGAUAAGUUUAUGUACUUAAGCGAUUUGGCCGAGCGCAAUGAACGUCUCUUCUACAAGCUAUUGGCUUCAGAUAUAGCGAAGACGAUGCCUUUGGUUUACACGCCCACGGUGGGUUUGGCUUGCCAAAAAUACAGCUUGAUCUACACAAAUCCAAAAGGCUUAUAUAUAUCUAUUAAAGACAAGGGUCAUGUAUAUGAAGUGUUAAGGAAUUGGCCAGAAGCCGACGUCAGAGCUAUAGUAGUUACGGAUGGCGAACGUAUUUUGGGCUUAGGUGAUUUAGGCGCCAAUGGUAUGGGUAUACCUGUUGGCAAACUGGCUCUCUACACAGCCUUGGCGGGCAUUAAACCGCACCAAUGUUUGCCGAUUACUCUCGAUGUCGGUACGAAUAAUGAGACUCUACUUGCUGAUCCGCUUUAUAUUGGCAUGCGUGCGAAGAGAAUAACUGGACAAAAAUAUGAUGAAUUUCUUGAUGAAUUUAUGCAGGCUGUUGUACGGCGCUAUGGACAAAAUUGUUUGAUUCAAUUUGAAGAUUUUGCCAACGCCAAUGCGUUCCGAUUAUUGGAUAAAUAUCGUGAUCAGUAUUGUACCUUCAAUGAUGAUAUACAGGGCACGGCUAGUGUGGCAGUUGCUGGUCUGUUGGCCUCAUUGAAACUUAAAAACACUAAACUAACCGGAAACAAGAUUUUGUUCUUUGGAGCCGGUGAAGCGGCACUAGGCAUAGCCAGUUUGUGUGUUAUGACUCUAAUGAAAGAGGGUUUAAGUGAGGCGGAAGCUAAAAAGCAUAUUUGGAUGGUGGAUAGUAAAGGUCUUAUUGUUAAAAAUCGUCCAGCUGGCGGUUUAACAGAACAUAAGGAGCAUUUUGCUCAAGAUCAUCCGUCUGUCAAUACACUGUUGGAUGCCGUUAAGACGGUAAAACCUUCCAUACUAAUCGGAGCUUCUGCCGUAGGUGGCGCUUUCACUACCGAAAUUCUAGAACUAAUGGCCGAAUAUAAUGAAACACCGAUUAUUUUUGCUUUAUCAAAUCCCACCAGUAAAGCUGAGUGCACAGCCGAGCAGGCCUACUUUAGCACCAAAGGCAGAUGUAUCUUUGCCUCCGGUUCUCCAUUUAGUCCGGUGGAAUACAAUGGUAAAAAAUUCCAUCCCGGACAAGGCAACAACGCCUAUAUAUUCCCAGGAAUAGCAUUAGGCGUAAUAUGUUGCGGUAUGCUGACCAUACCAAAGGAGAUAUUUUUAAUAGCUGCCGAAAAACUGGCGGAUCUUUGCGAUGAUAACGACUUGCAAAUGGGCAGUUUAUAUCCGCCUUUAGAAAAAAUUACGCCAUGUUCUGUGGAAAUAGCCAAGUACAUAAUGGAAUAUGCCUAUCAAAAGGGUUUAGCUACAGUCACGCCCGAACCCAAAAAUAUAAAAGAAUUCAUAAUUAAUCAGAUGUAUAAACUGGAUUAUCCAUUUGCUUUGCCAGAGACCUAUUCCUGGAAUAACACUAAAGAGUAGGCGUUUAAGUGCGCGAUAAAAGAUUAUCUAAUAACAUUUUCUUAGAAGACGGAAAACAAAAGUCAAAGAAGAUAUUACAAAAUAGCCAGGAGUAUCAUAAUGAAACAAAAGUUGGAAAAAAUCUCCCAAGAAAACGUUCCUUUAAAUAAAAGCAUGUAUUACAUUUUCUACGAACUUUAAUUA
Messenger RNA from Glossina fuscipes, 2910 nucleotides. It is a transcript of the gene Men, whose product is annotated as NADP-dependent malic enzyme. Gene Ontology annotation, molecular function: malate dehydrogenase (decarboxylating) (NADP+) activity; malate dehydrogenase (decarboxylating) (NAD+) activity; NAD binding. Gene Ontology annotation, cellular component: mitochondrion. The coding region runs from base 226 to 2727 and encodes 833 amino acids. The record is from RefSeq and is a predicted model, not a curated record. NCBI's taxonomy places the organism in Eukaryota, Metazoa, Arthropoda, Insecta, Diptera, Glossinidae. Gene Ontology annotation, biological process: malate metabolic process; pyruvate metabolic process. The transcript is spliced from 6 exons.